UGGGCGGCCACCGAGAAAUGCGCUAAGAACCGUGCCACUUAUUGUUUCAACCGCGUACGAGGCACGUUUUCGACAAGGAACUUCGCCGACUUGUUUGCUGCCAAGUGAUGCGCUUGGCCAAUGAAUACAGCUAGGAUGCUAAGCGCUAGGGUUCCCCUGCCGCCGAAACUCUCCUGUAACACGGAGAGAUGCGGCCAGAUGUGAUCCUUGACGAAACAAAACAAACAUCGAACGUUUCCGAAUUCCGUCUUGUGAAUCCGAGAGGCUGGGAAUGGUGUCGUCCUAAUUACUAUACCCACCAAACCUCGACAGCUGCCAUAACAACUCGAAAUAUGAAGACGAGAGAGCCGCAAAUACCGGAGCCUCAAGAGCUGAAGUGUAAACCAUGCCGUAGCUCACCAUCUUUAGUGAUGGGAACACGAUUGGUAGGAUAAAAUCGAGAGGCCAGCAGUGUUGUUUUAUGUGUGUCAAGGCUCCAGAAUGUGGCGUUUAUUCCAUGCAUCUCACGAGUUCUCACAUCUAAAGCUGAAUAUCAUCCUUGAAUGUGCAUCAACGACACAGCCUUCUAACAUGUUGGACUCUAAGAUGUUUCGAAGCGAGAGCUUUGCCAUGAAGUAAAAGUACAAAUAGUGUAGAAUGACCUUUCAUUGUGUCCUAAAUAUUCUUCCUGGAGAUAUUCUUUGUGGAGCAGCCAGAACCAAUAUUAAAUUUCACAUCUUACAUCUCACAAUGUCGGACACUACCAACAGUUCGCCUAGCUUUCCUACGCUAUCUGAUAUUGGCGAUGCCCUUUCUGAUAUCACCACUGCUGAUUGGGAGUCAGCCAUCCAUCCUCCAACGCUAUCUGGUAUUGCAAAGGAGCUCUUGCUGGUUGAGGCUCACUACGCAACAGAAGAAGCUGGCCUUCGGAAACAAAUCGAAGAAUUGGAAUCAACAGUCCGGCGCCAGGCUAAAUCGAUGGCCCGUCAAGAUGUGAUAAUAAAGAUUCAAGAAGAAGAAAUGGAGUUACUAGAUGGAUUAAUAAAGUCGCGAAACAAAUCAAUCGACGAAAAAAACGAAACAAUAAAGAGGCAAGGCGAAUGUAUGAAAGUUUCUGAUUCUCGAAUUGCUACACUUCUCGGUCAAUGGGACACUCUUCAAUCCAAGGGAGAACAUCAAUCGCCCUAUCGGAACAAAAUCAUUUGUGUACCGAUCCCUCCAAAUUCGCUAUCACAUGAAGACUCUCCACUCUCUCACACACCUGGAACUGAUUCCCUUUCAACUCCAAAGGCGGCUGUUGCAAGCUUUUUAGCUAGCCCUGCUUCAACUCUAAUGCAGGUUAAUCCAUUUGCAACCCCUUCAGUUAGCCCUGCAUCAACUCCAGUGCAGAUUGAUGUAUUCUCCGACAAAAGAGCAAACUCCCCAGCGAAGUCUAUGUCAACUCUAGAGGCGGCCUUACACCCCUCCGUCAAACCUGUUGUGUCAACUCCAACAACAACUGCUAACACCCCCGCCAUACUUUUACCAACUCCAAAGACUACUUUACCUACGCCAGACAAACUCGUUCCACCUCCAACGCCAAAGCAAAACGGCGAAUCCAAGUUCUCAUUUGGCAAGCCAGCCCCAUUUUUCACAUUCGGCGACCCAAUUCCAGUUUCUCCAUCUAAAUUUGCUCGAGGUCUAAAGCCGCAUCACACUCAUACCCGCUCAAAAUCAGCAGAGCUACGGGCCUCUCCAGCCAUGUCCCCUUUCUCCUCUCGGAAACCCUUUGAGGAGUCUGAAGGCUGGAAGCCUGAGGAUUGGAAUAAAUACUUGCGCUUUGGGCCACCUACCGCAGAGAACGUCUUCUGAACUUGGUCUGGGUGGGCGCAUAGCUUUUGCCUGGUUCAAUGCUGGCAGGUCCAUUCGCUGGCGCUAUCUGCUAGCGUUGCUAUAGGCUAUAAUGUUUUUUUGCGUGUUGACGUCCGCGGUCGACUUGGCUGGCAUAAGCUCGAUCUCGGACUCAGUUUUGUCGUUCAAAAAGGGGGAUAAUAGGAUGGGGAUAAUCGGUUCAUCCAGAAGACUACUGACAAGGAUGUCAGACAUGGCGUAUAUGGGGCGGUGGGACGGUGGGGCAGCCAGACAUGGGGCCCGAUUCGAUCAUUUGAUCAAGGCUGCUGAAAGCGAAACGAAAAGCCCAGUGGCGUGAAAGCAUGCUCAAAUUUAAAGUGAUGUUAAUUGGCAGGAACAGCAUACAGAUAUAAAAAGUCCCCCAAAACAGAAUGUCCAAACCAC
Molecule: messenger RNA, 2253 nt
Organism: Pseudogymnoascus verrucosus
Lineage: Eukaryota; Fungi; Ascomycota; Leotiomycetes; Thelebolales; Thelebolaceae
Exons: 3
Coding region: 637-1830 (397 amino acids)
Source: RefSeq, a predicted model, not a curated record